AUGAAUGUGUCAGGAGCCAACACAGUGACUGAAUUCAUACUCCUGAGUUUUCCUUGCUCCAGAGAGGUCCGGGUAUUCCUCUUCAUGCUGUUCUCUGUGACUUACGUCUUGACACUGAUGGGCAACGGAGCCAUCGUCUGUGCAGUGAGCCUGGAUCACAGGCUCCACACCCCCAUGUACAUUCUGCUGGCCAACUUCUCCUUCCUGGAGAUCUGUUACAUCAACACUACUAUGCCAAAUAUGUUAGGUAACUUCCUAUCUGAGACAAAAACCCUAUCUUUCACUGCUUGCUUCCUUCAGUUCUACUUCUUCUUCUCCCUGGGCAUCACUGAGACCUUCUUACUGCCCCUCAUGGCUUUUGAUCGGUACCUGGCCAUCUGCAGGCCUCUCCACUAUCCAACAAUCAUGACUAAUCAUCUCUGCAUGAACUUGGUGGCCAUCUGCUGGGUGACAGCCUUCCUCUGUUACCCAGUCCCUAUCUAUUUUAUCACACAACUCCCCUUUUGUGGCCCCAAUACUAUUGACCACUUUGUUUGUGAUCCAGGUCCCCUUCUGGCCCUGUCCUGUAUCCCUGCCCCUGGGCUUGAGCUUUCCUGUUCAAUAUUGAGUUCUCUUAUCAUUUUCAUUACCUUCUUCUUCAUCAUUGGGUCAUAUACUCUGGUUCUCAGAGCAGUGUUACGGGUCCCUUCAGCAGCUGGCAGACGUAAGGCUUUCUCUACCUGUGGUUCCCACCUGGUUGUGGUAUUUCUGUUCUAUGGGACUGUCAUGGGGAUGUACAUCAGCCCAACAUCUGGAAACCCAGCUGGAACAUAGAAGAUUGUAACCUUGUUUUACGCAUCAGUGACUCCACUGGUAAAUCCUCUGAUCUACAGUCUCCAGAACAAAGACAUGAAGGCUGCCUUGAGGAAAAUUCAGAUCCACAUGAAAAUUGGUCAGAGUGAAUGA
Molecule: messenger RNA, 945 nt
Organism: Orycteropus afer afer
Lineage: Eukaryota; Metazoa; Chordata; Mammalia; Tubulidentata; Orycteropodidae
Product: olfactory receptor 11H6-like
Biological process (GO): G protein-coupled receptor signaling pathway
Cellular component (GO): membrane
Molecular function (GO): olfactory receptor activity; G protein-coupled receptor activity
Source: RefSeq, a predicted model, not a curated record